AUGAAGUUUUCACUCUUGAUAUUUUAUUUUGUUGUUGUUUUUUAUAAUGGAUUCGGAAGAGUUCUGUCAGCCAACGACCCAUGCGCAAUCCACUGCUUUGAAAAGGAAGGCUGUAGAGUUUACGAGGAUUUAGUCAACUGCAGAUGCGUCUAUGAAUGUGAAGGUGUCGCAAGACGAGUUGCUGCACUUCGUGACUCCGUCAUAUUGUCAAAUUUGGAAAUCUGA
This is a messenger RNA of Clunio marinus, 225 nucleotides long. The record is from the annotation of a GenBank genome assembly. NCBI's taxonomy places the organism in Eukaryota, Metazoa, Arthropoda, Insecta, Diptera, Chironomidae.